CUCUUUCCCUCUACCAAGUUUGAAGCGGGAACUGGGCGGGCAGGGAGCGAGCGAGAGAGCGACCUACCUUUUCCAGUUUCAGCCUUGGGGAAGGAGAGCGUCUCGCUCCGCGAAUGAACGCAAGGCAAGAAAAGAGCGGGAGCAAAUCUCUUCCAAGCGCGAUCGCGAGCACGACAAUUACAGAGUAACCCUAUACUAGAGAGAGAGAGAGAGAGAGAGAGAGACUCCCGAGACAGAGCGUGUGCGUAAAAGCGCACGAGAGAAAGACUGCGGAAGGAGCCAAAGAACAAAUAACGGACUUGGGCGCAACAGAAGCGGGAUGUAGCAGAGCGAUCCUCUUCUGGAGAGGGCAGAGCGGAGGCAGGUGGGCUGGGAUCCAGCGGAUCUGGCUGGGUCUCUGCGCCGCCGCCGCCUCUGUCUCUCUCUCUCCCCCCUCCCCACGUGGCUGCUCCAUUUUGCCCUAACUGCGCGAAGCCAGGAGGAGGGGGACCAAGGAGGAGGAGGAGGAGGCGUCCACUGCGCUUGGGCCGCCGCGAAGGCGCCUUUGCGGGGGUGGGAAGAAGCCGGGAGCAGCUGCCGAGACUGUGGGGAGCCCGGCGGCGUGGCGCAAGCUCACCUUCGCAAAGAGUCUGUGGCUGCAGCCUGCUCCCUCCCCCUUCCUGACAUGUUUCUCUUCGGAUGGCUCGGGAGGAACCAGCAAGCUGGGAUGCUCCACUUCUGAGCUCCUCUCUCUUCCUCCAUCCUCUACGGGAGAGCAGAACCAGGUGCCGCUGGGGGAAUAAGCCGAAGGCAAGGCGAUCAGCCCACACACUUGAAGCAAUGCGGUGGUGGACGAACGAUGGCUGGCGGACGACGCGGGGAUGGUGACAGCCGGAGGCCCUGCUGAAGCCAUGAAGAACCAGCCCCCUUCAGGGAACGCACCCGCAACACCCGCCAGCGCCCCUUCCCGAUGGCACCGGCGCAGGUUCCGACGCAAGGCCCCCUCCGAGGUGACCGUGAAGGGCCAGCUGCGCAUGCGCUCUACCUCGGGAGCCUUUGUGAUGGUGGGCGUCUCAGUGGUGCUGGUGGGCAUGACCAUCGCUGUCAUCGGCUACUGGCCUCACCGUGCCAGGUCCGGAGGAGGCAGCCGGCCGGGCAACGCCACCGAUGACAUCAAGAAGGAAGUGAAGGCCUUGGCCCACCCUCGCCCCUUACCUCACAGCGAGAAGCUGAAGCUCAUUGGGCCUGUCAUCAUGGGCAUCGGCCUCUUCAUCUUCAUCUGUGCCAACACCAUGCUGUACGAGAACAGAGACAUGGAGACCCGCUUGCUGAUGCAGAGGGAGCUCUACUCCAUGAGUUUGAGGCUCCCACAGGACACCAGCCAGGCAAGCAGCUACUUUCAGAGGAGGCCUACCUUGUCCUCUGUCCAGGCGAACGCAGACUGUGUGGAAGGUUGCUACGAGGUGGACCUCUCCUCCAGUGGCUUCCAGUCUUGCUCCAGCCCAGCCGCCAAGUGGUCCAACGCUUACGACUCAAACAGGCUACAGGCCACCACCCAGUUCCACAAGAGCGUCUCGCCGUCCCUUUCCCUCCUGAGCGUCCGCUCGGAUUCUGGCAACACCGUGCCGGAUAACCGUGGCCUCCCUUUUGCCCACGGCGCGGAGUCAGUCAUCUCAGCCGUCAAUGCCCUGUCUCUGCCUCUCAUUAAACUCAACAACUGUCUCCUUGAAAGCCAGCGAGUUUCUCGAGCAGCCAUCCGGGACUUGGAAGCCAGUUGCCUCCGCUUGCCAGAGGAGAAGGACGAGGUGUUGAGGCUCUCGUGGACCGUCCUCCCGGGGUGCAAUGCCACGGCUCCCCGGAGAGGCGAGCUCAGAGGCAGCCACGUGGUUAUUGAUAUGGAUAAUGUUGAGCCUUCCUCAGCCACCUCGGUGGAAAGACUCCUGAACCCCGAAUGCACAAAGAGGGAAUUCAGCUCGGACACUCAGAUCCCUAAUGCGGGUCACUCCAAGUCCCUGGAUCUCGGCCAGCCAGGGGUAGUGCUAGUGGCGCCAGUCAAAGACAGGAAGCACAGGAGCUGGCCUAGACUCGACCACAUUGGCCUGGUCAACUAUGCAAAACUGGAAAGCCGGGGCGAGUCUUCUGAUAGGCUGUUGGAGCCAGCGAAGGAGCCUAUCAGUGGCUUGAGCAGGGAGCCUUCCCGGGAGGUUGUUGCAGAAACGGGUUGCGGAAACUGACUCUGCAUUGGAAGACGGCGUGUGCUGUUGGGAUUUGCCAUGUCAUGCCUGGUGUUGCCAGGAGCGAACGUGUAUAUAGAACGUUUUGCAGCAGCGGCUGCUUAGUCAGUCUGCCAGUGGCCAAGCCCAAGUCUCCUGCCAGAGGAGAGAUGCCUUUGAGAUGCUGCUGAACAGAUUGAUUUCCUUCUCAAGGGCCUGUUCAAUUCUUGCCUUAUAAAGAUCCCCUCUUCAACUUCCCCCACUGUGUGUGAAAAGAACUAUUUGCCUAGAAAUGGAAAGAAGACUUAGGAUUGCAAUGGGGCGGGUGGGGUGGGGGGGUUGGUGGGGGCUGGUACUCCUCACUACACCCAAACCCACCCAGCCUCCCUUGGAAACACAGGUGGUAAGAUUGCGGGGAAGAACGGGACGAUUGCUAAGGUUUCAGAAACAAUAAGCUGGUGCCUCCUAAAAUAGCACAGGUCUAGUUUUAAAAGUCACGAGAUUAUAAUUUUUAUACACAGAUGCUAGUUUCAGAGCUCUUUGGGGCUAAACAUCAGACCUUGCCUGCGGUAUUUACCCCACCCCACCCCCGGUAGCAGAACAAGUUUUGUUUUUUUUUUUAAAGAGAUUCUUAUUGUUUUGUUGCCAAUCUCAUGUUCUGGGCUCUGAGAAAGCCAAAACAUUUUAAAGUCAAAAUCUUGCAAGUUAAUUGGUGACUUUUUUCUCCUUCCUGCCUCUCCCUCUGUCCUGAAUCACUGGGUAUGUACAUGCCAAACAAGGUUAUUAAAAAAAAAAGGUUUGCCUCA
Molecule: messenger RNA, 2998 nt
Organism: Podarcis muralis (Common wall lizard)
Lineage: Eukaryota; Metazoa; Chordata; Lepidosauria; Squamata; Lacertidae
Gene: TMEM200B
Product: transmembrane protein 200B
Source: RefSeq, a predicted model, not a curated record